CGCUACAACACUCCCAUGAACUGCUAGGCAUAAAUAAUCAUUACUUAGGCUAGCAGCUCAUAUUUCAGGGGCGUCUUCCGGUGACUUUCUGUUCAUCAGUCCAGCCAUGCCUCUUCCAGACACAUUCUACUGUGCCCAGCAAAUCAACAUCCCUCCCGAGCUGCCAGACAUCCUUAAAGACUUUACUAAGGCAGCCAUCCGAACACAGCCCAAGGAUUUGUUGCAGUGGUCUACAGCAUACUUCAGUGCUCUGUCUAAAGGAGAGUGUCUGCCUGUUAAGGACAGGCUGGAAUUAAAUGUUGCCACCCAGAAGACGGACACUGGGCUGACUCCAGGUCUUCUGAAGAUCCUCCACAAACAGCUGUCGCCCAAGACAACCUGUAGCAAAGAGGAACUGCAGGCGAAGUGGAAGGGCUUGUGUCUACCUGUGGCUCAGCUGGAGACCCUGCUGUCGCUGGGCAGCUUUGGCUCAGAUAUUGACUGGAUGGAGUUUUUUGCCCUGGGCUGCAGCGCUCUUGGAGGGACUCUUAUCAGUUCGCUUAAGUUUGCCUGCGAGAUCCUAACAGAGGAUGAGACGGGUGGUGCCGCAAAGAUCCCGUUCGACACCUUUGUCAGGCUCUACACUUACCUGGCUCAGCUAGACGGGGACGUGCCACAGGAACGCAUUGACAACUUCCUCGGCACUCUGCAGCCACAAGUGGACCUGCAACAUGGGAUGAUAAAGCCACUGGACUUUAUCUACUGGGACGAUGUGGCUUCAGCUCCAUAACAAACGUUGCACACCGAAGCUGGAGGUUUAACAGUGGAGGUGGAUUCGAAUCCUAAAAGGAUUGUGCAUCAUGUGCUGAUAUGUCAAAAAUAAGGAAAUGAUCUGGAAAUACUGUCUACAUUGUAAAUGCUAAAAACAGAAAUAUGGCUGAACUGUCUGUGAUAUCACCCUCACUUCUCUCAUACGUCUGGGGUAUACGCUCACCGCCAUCUUUAAGAUGGGAUUGACAGGCACCUGUCAAUCAAGCAAAGACCCGCGAAGCAUUUUCUCUUUGAGCCUCAUUAUCUUCCUAAUGGAACAGUGAUCUUAAAAUCCCCACUGUGACACAUAUCAGCAGGUGUGAAUUUAAUUAUUGAGACUUAAACUCGUUCAAAAAAAUACUGUAAUUACUUUUUGCAUUUUGAGAGAGGACCUCGGGGUUCGGGGUGGGGGUGCUUCAUUACAUUCUGGGAUUUAUUGCAGCCAUUAUCAUGCUGCCGUUGAAGGACCAGCAUUUUAUACAGCUUGAUAAGUCCCUUGUACAGUAGCAUUACCUACAUGAUUAUGCACAACAGUCAUUAGUUGCUCUGCAAGACGGCCAAAAAGAAAGUGUCCCCUCUUUCACUUUGAAGAUUUUAUAUAGCAGGACUUCUUAAAAAUUAUCUGGUCCUUACCAGGUUCUAAAAUGAUUUAAUGAGACAAAGGAUGAGCAACAUCACGUGAAAUAUUACACAGUUUCAUUAUUUGAUUAAUGAAAAUCAAUGUGUGUGAAAAACUAAGUAAACUGUAUGAUUCUGUAGCUGCUUGAAGUGAUAGUUUUUUGUGUGACUUUAUCAGUCUCUCACAUCACUGUGAAGGGAUUUUGCUGUUGUACUCCUUCCAUUAAUUGUGGUUUUCUUGCAUUUAUUUAUGCACAGCUCUAUUAAGGUCCCACCACAGUGUUUCAGUCAGGUUGAGGUCUGUUAAUUGUAUGCAGUUCACGUAUCUCGUCCUGUCUAUGUAGACAGGAAAAGAUAGAAAUUUACAUUUAACUAUUACAACCUUCCUGGUCUUUGGGAUAUAACCUCGAGUUGUGUUCACUGACAAAGACGCAUUCAGACUGAUGGAAACAUGCUGGCAAUCUGUCUGCAUUUAUUAAUUAGACAGCAUAAUCUCAGAGUGGUUGCAGUCUUUCAGGGUCAGACUGGGACUGUUUGCAGAAAGGUUGCCUCCUAUCAGGUGAAAUGAGUCCUCUGGGGUGAGUUGCCUGCUCUUGGAAAGAUUACAUCUAUCUUGUUUUCCACUUGUGAAUCAUUUUCUUACUGCAGAAUGAUGGACCAGAUUAUUUGGAGAUCACCCCACAACCAAUCCCAGAUGGCCAUCAAGAAUUGGUAAUCUAAGGUCUUUGCUGAUGUCUUUCCUCCUUAACACACACUUAAAUGCUACAGACUAGUACUAACAGCUGCUGAUGAUCAGUUGAUCAAGUGCAUUGGAUUAACAGCACCUUGCAGCUACUUACUGUCUUAAUUCCAAUAUUAUGUAAGGUUGCACUUGUUUGUAGUUUUUACACACACUGUUUUUGCCAUACUGUUUAUUAAAUAAAUAAUAACCCAGUGUAAUGCUUCAUGUGUU
This is a messenger RNA of Maylandia zebra (zebra mbuna), 2359 nucleotides long. RefSeq names its product rhophilin associated tail protein 1-like (gene ropn1l). The record is from RefSeq and is a predicted model, not a curated record. Lineage: Eukaryota; Metazoa; Chordata; Actinopteri; Cichliformes; Cichlidae.